UGAAAACAGGAGACCCUGAAAUAACUCGUGUUCGUGUAGCAGACUGAGCCUCACCUCUACCAUCAUGGUCGAGCAGUUUUUCGGGACCUGGACUCUGACUGCCAGCGAGAACUUUGAUGAGUACAUGAAGGCAAUCGGUGUGGGCUUCGCCACACGGCAAAUGGGCAACAUGGCAAAGCCCAACCUGGUGAUCAGCGUGGACGAUGCUGGGGUCAUUUCCAUGAAGUCCGAGAGCACUUUCAAGACCACCGAGAUCACGUUCAAGCUGAACGAAGAGUUCGACGAGACGACGGCAGACGGCCGAAAGACCAAGACCAUCAUCACUUUUGAGAAUGGCAAACUUCUGCAAAUACAGUCGUGGGAUGGAAAGAAAACGACGCUGGAGCGAGAGAUCCAAGAUGGAAAACUAACAGCUAAAUGUGUCAUGGAUGACGUUGUUGCAUUAAGGACCUAUGAGAAAGGAGUCUGA
Molecule: messenger RNA, 469 nt
Organism: Chelmon rostratus (copperband butterflyfish)
Lineage: Eukaryota; Metazoa; Chordata; Actinopteri; Chaetodontiformes; Chaetodontidae
Gene: fabp4b
Product: fatty acid binding protein 4b
Exons: 4
Coding region: 65-469 (134 amino acids)
Biological process (GO): fatty acid transport
Cellular component (GO): cytosol; nucleus
Molecular function (GO): fatty acid binding
Source: RefSeq, a predicted model, not a curated record